Molecule: messenger RNA, 576 nt
Organism: Olea europaea var. sylvestris
Lineage: Eukaryota; Viridiplantae; Streptophyta; Magnoliopsida; Lamiales; Oleaceae
Product: protein trichome birefringence-like 37
Exons: 3
Coding region: 1-576 (191 amino acids)
Cellular component (GO): Golgi apparatus
Molecular function (GO): O-acetyltransferase activity
Source: RefSeq, a predicted model, not a curated record
AUGGCGGACUAUGGAGUGACCACAUAUCUUUAUCUGACACUAUGCUUAGUGGAUAUAAUGCAAGAAGCAAAAGGUCGAAUGCUUAAAUGCGAUUACAUUCAACAAGGCAAUGCAUGGAGAAGAAUGGAGAUGCUGAUAUACAACAAUUGGCCUUGGUGGACACAGACGGGAAAACCUCGCACUGCAUGGCUUUACUAUUUUGCAUUUCUGAAGGGAUUUCAUCCAAGAUGGUUUUAUGUAACCAGAGAUAUGGACCGUCUUGGGGCAUUUUCCAAACAUUUGAUAACUUGGGGUCCAGGUAUGAGGUUCAAAAUCAAACUGUGUAGGGGUGCAACAACCAAAGGAUCAGCCUAUCUAGCACGGUUGCCGCCAGCUGCAGCCAUUGUCAACAGAGUAUUGAGUACAGUAAAGAGACCAAUUUACCUGCUAGAUGUCAAGACUCUCUCACAGCUAAGAAAAGAUGCUCACCCUACGAAAUAUGGUGGAAUCUAUUCGAGUAUUUAUUGCAACCACUGGUGCCUUCCAGGAUUGCCAAACAAUUGGAACCAACUUUUGUAUGCAGCACUUCUUAUAUGA